Messenger RNA from Castor canadensis (American beaver), 2040 nucleotides. RefSeq names its product lysosomal protein transmembrane 5 (gene Laptm5). Gene Ontology annotation, cellular component: lysosomal membrane. Lineage: Eukaryota; Metazoa; Chordata; Mammalia; Rodentia; Castoridae. The record is from RefSeq and is a predicted model, not a curated record.
CUGGGCUCUUUCCCCAUCAAGUGCCUCACAGGAGGGGACAGUGCACCAUGGCCCCCCGCGUGGUCUCCAUCCCCCAGACCUGCUGUUGUUUCAAUGUCCGGAUUGCCACCACAGCCCUGGCCAUCUACCAUGUGAUCAUGAGUGUCCUGCUGUUCAUUGAGCACACGGUGGAGGUCACCCAGGGCAAGGCGUCCUGCAGGUUCUCUAAGACACUUUACCUCAGGAUCGCUGACCUGAUCUCCAGCUUCCUGCUCAUUUUCAUGCUGUUCCUCAUCAGCUUGAGCCUGCUGAUCGGUGUGGUCAAGAACCGGGAGAAGUACCUAGUGCCCUUUCUGUCCCUGCAAGUCAUGGACUUCCUGCUGUGUCUGCUCACCCUGCUGGGCUCCUACAUCGAGCUGCCUGCCUACCUCAAGUUCACCUCCCGGACCCGGCCGGGCCGCUCCAGGGUCCCCCUGAUGACCCUACAGCUGCUGGACUUCUGCCUGAGUAUCCUGACCCUCUGCAGCUCCUACAUGGAAGUGCCCACUUAUCUCAACUUCAGGUCCAUGAACCACAUGAAUUACCUCCCGAGCCAGGAGGGUAUGGCUCACAGUCAAUUCACCAAGAUGAUGGUCAUCUUCUCUGUCGCCUUUGUCACCGUCCUUGUCCUGAAGGUCUACAUGUUCAAGUGUGUGUGGCGAUGCUAUAAAUUCAUGAGGUACACAAACUCAGCUGCUGAGAAGGGCAACUCCAAGAUGCUCCCGAAGGUGGUCCUGCCAUCCUAUGAGGAAGCCCUGUCUCUGCCCUGCAAGUCUCCCGAGGGGGGCCCUGCGCCGCCCCCAUACUCAGAGGUGUGACCUCGCCAGGCCCCAGUCUUAGCACUGGGAGGGGUGGAGCUGCCUCUGUAUCUGCUUCUUUGCUUUGGUGGCCCUGUGGCCUAGAGGGACUACUCAGCUGACUUCAGGACAAUCUGCUUGUGUCCCCCUUACUGGCCUGCUCACCACUGGGUCCUCCUCUUUGAGUCACUCAAAAAUUCAGUCCAACAACUUGACUUAUUUUCAUCAACAAUGAUACUUGUUUAGAUGACUGGUCAUUUUAAAUUUUGGCAAGUUUGCUUAAGUAGCCAUCAGUUUAAUUAAUCAAUAUAUAACAAAGUGACUGACAACCAAAACCACAUAGUCAGAUCAGUAAAAUGUGGAAUGACGGUGCAUGGUUGGUUUGUAAGUAGUUGUCAGUUCACGGAUAGAUCUGACCCCACAUGAUAUAAAAUCAGUUUCUUCAAAUACCUUGCUAAAAUAGUUAGCAACUCAACCAACCAUCUGUCACUUAGAAUUGUGAUACAGUUCAAUAAAAAUAAAUACAAAGGUAGCCUUCAAACCAUUCAGCAAAACUAACCAGCCACUGGCUGCCUGCUCUGGCCAGCUCAGUGUCUCUGAGCUGAGGAUGAUGGUUAAUUCAAGGGAAAAUUCAAACUUCCCCUUCAGCUUAGCUAGCUGCAGGAAAUAACAGUUGUUUCCACUGUAAACAGUCAUUUCACACACAAGAUUGUUUGCUAAAGAGCUGUUCUUACCCACAGUCAAAUGCUGGCCCUGUGCCCAGGGUAGUCACAUGGCAGAAGGCUCCUUGACAGGUUACCUGGGCCAGUCUCCUUUAGGACUCAGCUGUCAGUCCAUCCUGCUGGCCAGGCUGGUCUGAUCCCACCCAGUCGAGCAAACCCCCCUGAACUCAGGCAGGCCGUGUGUUGGACCAAAUCCACAGGGCUAUUCAGUCGGAACAGGUAGACCCUCUGUGGCCCCAGCCCCUGCCCAGGAGGCUGGUGUUCGGUGGUGGUGGUUGGGAGGCUCAGCCCCACGUCCCUCUUUUGUCUGCUCCCCUGUGGGCUGGGGAUCCUGAGUGAGCUGCUUUUGUGGUGGGGACAGAGCCUCCGAGUCUGUCGGGGCACAGGCAGGGCUGCACAGGAGGUUCCUGUCUCACCCCAUGUCAUUGCUUCAUGUGACUCAAAAGAGGUUUCAAUAAAGUGGCAAGCUUCGCUCUGGCUUGUGUGGUUCCUGACAGAUGGUG